CGGGGAGUCGGGACGCGGGGGCAGCGGGCAUGGGCGCCAUCCAGUGCAUCUACGCGCUGGUGUGCCUGGUGGGCCGGGUGGGCAACGCCCUGGUCAUCUUCGUGAUCCUCCGCUACGCCAAGAUGAAGACGGCCACUAACAUCUACCUGCUCAACCUGGCCAUCGCGGAUGAGCUCUUCAGGCUGGGCGUGCCCUUCUUGGCCUCGUCGGCCGCCCUGCGCCACUGGCCCUUCGGGUCCGUGCUGUGCCGCGCGAUGCUCAGUGUGGACGGCCUCAACAUGUUCACCAGCAUCUUCUGUCUGACCGUGCUCAGCGUGGACCGCUACGUCCCGGUGGUGCACCCUCUGCGCACCGCCACCUACCGGAGGCCCAGCGUGGCCAAGCUGAUCAACUUGGGCGUGUGGCUGGCGUCCUUGCUGGUCACCCUGCCCAUUGCCAUCUUCGCAGACACGAGGCCGGCUCGGGGCGGCCAGGCCGUGGCCUGCAACCUGCAUUGGCCGCACCCGGCCUGGUCGGCGGUCUUUGUGGUCUAUACUUUCCUGCUGGGCUUCCUGCUGCCCGCUCUGGCCAUCGUCCUGUGCUACCUGCUUAUCGUGGGCAAGAUGCGGGCGGUGGCACUCCAGGUCGGCUGACAGCAGCGGAGGCGCUUGGAAAAGAAGAUCACGU
Molecule: messenger RNA, 666 nt
Organism: Zalophus californianus (California sea lion)
Lineage: Eukaryota; Metazoa; Chordata; Mammalia; Carnivora; Otariidae
Product: somatostatin receptor type 4
Exons: 1
Coding region: 30-632 (200 amino acids)
Biological process (GO): cellular response to glucocorticoid stimulus; neuropeptide signaling pathway
Cellular component (GO): neuron projection; membrane
Molecular function (GO): neuropeptide binding; G protein-coupled opioid receptor activity; somatostatin receptor activity
Source: RefSeq, a predicted model, not a curated record